GCAUACGACACGCACACACUGUACGGUACCCGCCACUCCACUAUCUGCUGAUACAGAAUCUGGACUCCGGACUGGCCCGGAGUCGGAGCCAUGAAGUCCGUCGCCGACCACCAUUACCACGGCUUCCACUCCCCUUCGCCGGCACCGGCGACGAAGAUCUCCAUCCCCGUAUCCGCCGUCGGCGCGGGCGCGGAGGCGGCGCUGCUCGGGAAGGGGCGGUACAAGGCGUGUGCCCUCGCCGCCAUCGCGCUCCUCGCGCUCUGGUCCAUGUUCGCCGCCUCCGUCACCCUCCGCUGGUCCUCCGAGUCCGAAGACCUGGCUGCCACCUCCGUGGACGUCAGCGACCCCUUCAUCGACGACCUAGACCCGCUCGAGAUGGAGGAAAGGGAGAAACUAGUGCGCCAGAUGUGGGACUUGUAUACGCGCACCGGUGAUCAUGUAUGGCUUCCACGGUUCUGGCAAGAAGCAUUUGAGGCUGCAUAUGAGGAGCUUGCUGGUGAUGAUACGCCUGCAAGUGACGCAGCUAUAUCUGAGAUUGCUCGCAUGUCAGUUCACAGGCCUGAGCUUGAGCAGGCACGGAAUAGUAAUUAGGCUAGUCAGGAAAAGAAUCCUGUUCCAACUAAAGGAUGGGAAGAACAAGAAGGUCAUAUGGUAGAUGAUGGUAAUAGAAGGAGCAGCAGGAAUGCAACUGAUGACAAGGAAAACUAUGGAUAAAGCUAUGGAGAGAGCGAAGAUGAAGAACUUGGAGACUCAGAAAGAAACCUGAGGCGAGGAGGAAAAUGAUGGCUGGUUCUAUUAUCUUAAGAAGAGUGGUGAUGGAUAUCUUAAGCAGGGUGUUUGGCUGGAAUGUGGCUUAGGCGUUUGGAAGCUGGUUGAAGCUGCUGCACCUGUUAAUGGUCAUUUGCUGAACGGUGGUACUGGAAUGUAAUAAGUAGUCUGUUUCGCUUCUAUUUCUGUUGUCCAGAAGUUACCUGGCAGCUGUUGUUUUUUACUUUCAGUCUACCUCUAAAACCCUGUGAACCUGUGUGAUUUCUGUAUGAAAUCGGGGUGAUGCCCUUGCUCUAAAAAAAGAAGUAAACAUCCUGAUGGUCUGUAAUUGUGAAUAGUAUUGCUAUUGUUAUAUACAAAAGAUUGUUAUUGCGGUAAAUAUACAAAAGAAAUUGUAA
Brachypodium distachyon (stiff brome) is the source of this 1166-nucleotide messenger RNA. RefSeq lists its product as uncharacterized. NCBI's taxonomy places the organism in Eukaryota, Viridiplantae, Streptophyta, Magnoliopsida, Poales, Poaceae. The record is from RefSeq and is a predicted model, not a curated record. The transcript is spliced from 3 exons. The coding region runs from base 91 to 591 and encodes 166 amino acids.